AUGAAAGUGAGUAACAAUGCUUCUAACUCAAAUAACUUCAAACUUAGAAUUUUCUUAAAAUCCCAAUCCAAGGGUGAGUCAUCAUCUUUAUAUACAAUUUUAAAAUCUUAAAAGUUUGUCUUUGGUGAUGAUGAGAAAAAUCAUAAAACCUCAAAACCAUUAAUUCUUUAUGAUGAUACAUCAGAAAGGUAAAAGUCAACUACAACUUCAUCAUGCUCAUCAAACUUAAAGAAAUUAACGAAAAGAAUAACACAGUUAACUGAUUCAGAAAUAAAUGUCUAAACCCCAUACAAUUUUUACUAAAUUAUUGAUAAUUAUUAUGACUAAUAUAUAAAUAUACAUUUUCAGAAAAAGGAAUGUUUUUCGUAAGAAAAAACUACAAAAAAAAUAGAAAGAUUAUACACAGAGCAAAGUGAAUUAAAAACAAAUAAAUAAAAACAAUUAAAAUAAUAUUUAACUUAAGCCUAAAAUUUUAAUAAAUCGGAAAAUACAAGUGUGAAACAAAAACUAAUCAGAUAUUGCAAAAAAAAUAUAAAAAAUACUCAAACAAAUUGA
Messenger RNA from Paramecium sonneborni, 555 nucleotides. The record is from the annotation of a GenBank genome assembly. NCBI's taxonomy places the organism in Eukaryota, Ciliophora, Oligohymenophorea, Peniculida, Parameciidae.